Messenger RNA from Ciona intestinalis (vase tunicate), 1232 nucleotides. NCBI's taxonomy places the organism in Eukaryota, Metazoa, Chordata, Ascidiacea, Phlebobranchia, Cionidae. The record is from RefSeq and is a predicted model, not a curated record.
UUAGAUUGCUUUUAUUUUCACGGUGUUUUCGAGGGUGGCACAUAAACACAUGUAUUUAUUUGUUUCAGUAAUAUGGAAAACUGCAUGAAAUCGUUGAAACGAAUGCUUUGCCUUGAGUGCUGUGAUACCAAUACUAGAAGAAAGCCAGAAAUAAUCAUAAUUGUCAGUUUUAUUAUUAUGAUGAUCGUUGGAUUUGUUCAAUUGGGAAUUGGGCUCGCUUCUGUCGUCGAGGGGAGCGCCGUAUCUAUUCUUUCAGGAAUUUUAUCACUGAAUACAUUCGGAAUAUGCAUGGUUAUAGGAGGUGUCCUACUUUCCCUGCUUAGUCUCCUUACUCUAAAGACGAUAAUAACUACAACGGACACAUUAAAUCUGAGUAUGACUGGACUUCGUACCCUACUUAUCGGGUACAUUUACAUUUUGUUAUUUGCUGGAGCAUCGGCUAUUAUUGUCUCGGAGUUUACGAACCAAGACUUUGUCAGUAAAGUUAUUCUCGGAAUAAACGACACUUUAACUGGACACACAGUAAGCUCUGGAUGGUCAGAAAUGCAGGAACGCUGGGAAUGCUGUGGUACUACUUCAUAUACAGACUGGAAGUACAGUAAAUGGGCAAAAAAUAUCUACAGAACUAAUAACCUAAAUAGUUCCUAUGCUGUACUACCAAACUCAUGCCUUAUUGACUUUCGAAGCAAACGACAUUGCGUUGCACUCGUUGGCAGAAAAGUUGCAAAUGGCGAAGGAUAUGUCGUCUUGUCAGGUAUAAAACCACUGAUAGACUGCGCUUUUAGCUUUAAUCCACGAUAUGAGUAUAUAUACGCGACAACUUGCGCUACUUAUUAUGUACCAUACCUUACAUCUCUAAUGAGAAGCAUGCUAAUUACUGAUCUUUGCUUGCUUUUUGUUGUUUUUUUGCUCUUUAUUCUGCUUUAUAAUGUGGCUUCACAUCUCCCAAGCCGCCAACGGGUUGCAGCAUAUUCUGUACAGACAUGACAAAUUGAUAUUUUAAUUUUUAAGUGAAACACUUUUUGUUACCACACUUCAUGGAAACUACAGCUGUGACUGUGAUUUAAAUGCCUUUAAAAGCAGAAAUCACAUUUUUAUGCACUUUUAUACAAAUCACUGUGUAUAGAAUAGGAGUUCCAGUUUAAUAUACCGUCAAAAGCAUUGAUUCACUGUUAAUAUGUUGCAAUUGCAUCUUUUUUUAGUCUUGAGUAAUCUAUAAAAGCAUGUUAUUC